GAUAAUAAUUAUAUUUAAUACGAAGUAUUAUUUGUAAUAUGAAUUUAAUAAGAAUAAGUUUGGAUAGGCAAUGGAAUGCCCGACCAGAUUCAUCUCUCGCGGACGAAAGAAUACCGCCACCGUAUAAACAACAACAGCACGUCCAGAUACGGACGAAGCAUGAAUAGCACUCGGUAAUUGGGAAAAUGCAGCCGAAAUGUAACCGGUAAAUCCGGUGCAAGCUUUUACUCCUCCCACAUUUUUUUAACAGCAAUCCGCCGUAAAAAAAGUGGCUCUUAUAAAAUCCAGCUCGGUUAAAAAAAAAACGCAAAUACUGCCUCAGACUUCCAUCUCUUCUUGACUUCUAGCUCAGUAAUAUCUCCGGCGGAAAAGUGAGAUGGCCACGGAUGCAGCGGCGGCGGAGUGCGCCAGAGUGGGCGGCGCCGGUGGGUGCUGCAAGAAGGGGCCGGGGUAUGCCAGCCCUAAGGAAGCCAUGAAAGGACCCAGGGAGUCCCUCAUUUAUGUCACCACCGUCUAUUCAGGAACAGGAAGGAAGAAUCCCGACUACCUGGCUACUGUUGACGUUGAUCCUAGUUCACCAACAUAUUCUAAAGUAAUCCACAGGCUACCAAUGCCUUAUUUAGGCGAUGAACUACAUCAUUCAGGAUGGAAUUCUUGCAGUUCUUGCUUUGGUGACCCAUCUGCUUCUCGUCGAUAUCUUGUCCUGCCCUCACUAAUAUCUGGGCGCAUAUAUGCAAUUGACACAAUUAAGGAUCCAAGAGCUCCCAGUCUGCAUAAAGUUGUUGAGCCAGAUGAGAUAAUAAAGAAGACUGGGUUGGCCUAUCCACACACUGCUCACUGCCUUGCCUCUGGUGAUAUUAUGUUGUCAUGCCUGGGUGAUAAAGAUGGAAAUGCUGAUGGGAAUGGUUUUCUUCUACUUGAUUCGGAUUUCAACGUGAAGGGAAGGUGGGAAAAGCCAGGGCACAGCCCGCUCUAUGGGUAUGAUUUUUGGUACCAGCCUCGGCACAAGACAAUGAUAAGCUCGUCUUGGGGAGCUCCCAAGGCCUUCACUAAAGGCUUCGAUCUUCAGCAUGUUUCUGAUGGGCUCUAUGGUCGCCAUUUGCAUAUCUAUAGCUGGCCUGGUGGUGAACUGAAACAGACACUGGAUCUUGGAGAUACAGGGCUUCUACCCCUUGAGGCAAGAUAGGAUUCCUUUUUUUUCCAACUAU
Cuscuta campestris is the source of this 1208-nucleotide messenger RNA. The record is from the annotation of a GenBank genome assembly. Lineage: Eukaryota; Viridiplantae; Streptophyta; Magnoliopsida; Solanales; Convolvulaceae.